This is a messenger RNA of Klebsormidium nitens, 693 nucleotides long. The record is from the annotation of a GenBank genome assembly. Lineage: Eukaryota; Viridiplantae; Streptophyta; Klebsormidiophyceae; Klebsormidiales; Klebsormidiaceae.
AUGGCACACGUUCGUGAGCGUGAAGGAAGCUUUGAGAAGGAGUUUGGCACAGCCUGGGAAGUGAAGAAACGCAUCGCUCGCUACCCUGUUUACGGAACACGUGUUGAUGUUUGGAAGGGACGUGCUUUGAUGACCAGGGGUGGCAAGCUUAUGAGGGACAAUCUGGGGCUAAAGAGAGGUGCCACAGGCAUCAAAGAGCAGAUGGCAAGCAACAACCCCGCCACCGUUGAGGUCACGGACAAGUUCAAGUCCGAUGUACGACUGUGGCUCAGGUUGACGGAGCAAAAGGCACAGGUCUCAAAGGAUAUCAAGGUUCUCAACGAGAGACUGCGGGAGCUGAAAGAGAGCGUGUGCGACUUUAUGGCUGCCAAUCAGUUGGAUGCCUGCAAUAUCGCGGGGGGCAAAGUGCAGCUCUAUCGCACAAAGGCCAAAGAGGCGCUCACAAAAGAUUCGAUCAAGACCGCCAUCUCUAGCUUCUUGGCCAGCAGAGAAGGCAAGCCGAACGACCCCGUGGCUGGGGAGAUGGCCGAGUUCAUCCUGGCCAAUCGCGCAGUGAAGGUCAACCAUGCACUUAGGAGGAGCGGAGGGGCCAAGAAGGGUCAAGGAGGCGACAACAGUGCCACAUCGGCACUUAGGGAACAGCCGCCCCCGCAAGAAGAGGAGGAGUCUUCUCAGGACGAGAAUGAUGUCUGA